Clonostachys rhizophaga is the source of this 984-nucleotide messenger RNA. The record is from the annotation of a GenBank genome assembly. NCBI's taxonomy places the organism in Eukaryota, Fungi, Ascomycota, Sordariomycetes, Hypocreales, Bionectriaceae.
AUGGAUACCAACAUGGAAGACGUUGGGAGAGCCCCCACCGACCUCUCCCCGGUACAGGCAGAGCCUGCGCCCAUCCCUACUGUCGAUGGCUGGAUCGAGAGCCUAAUGAACUGCAAGCAACUUGCUGAGGUCGACGUCCAGAGACUCUGCGAAAAGGCAAGAGAAGUUCUACAGGAGGAAUCCAAUGUACAGCCUGUAAAAUGCCCCGUCACUGUUUGUGGUGAUAUUCAUGGGCAAUUCCAUGAUCUCAUGGAGCUGUUCAAGAUCGGCGGCCCCAAUCCCGACACAAACUACCUUUUUAUGGGUGACUACGUUGACCGAGGUUACUACUCCGUCGAGACAGUUACUCUUCUCGUCGCGCUCAAGAUCCGAUACCCCCAGCGCAUUACCAUUCUUCGAGGAAACCACGAAUCCCGCCAGAUCACACAAGUGUAUGGAUUUUACGAUGAGUGCCUGCGCAAAUACGGCAAUGCCAACGUCUGGAAGUAUUUCACCGAUCUUUUCGAUUACCUUCCCCUGACCGCUUUGAUCGAAAACCAGAUCUUCUGCCUCCACGGCGGUCUGUCUCCCAGCAUUGAUACUCUUGAUAACAUCAGGUCAUUGGACCGUAUUCAAGAAGUGCCCCAUGAGGGUCCCAUGUGCGACCUCCUAUGGUCCGAUCCCGAUGACCGCUGUGGCUGGGGGAUAUCACCCCGUGGCGCCGGUUAUACUUUCGGCCAGGAUAUCUCAGAGGCUUUCAAUCACAACAACGGGCUGACUCUGAUUGCCCGUGCCCACCAGCUCGUCAUGGAGGGUUACAACUGGUCUCAAGACCGUAACGUGGUGACAAUCUUCUCUGCGCCAAACUACUGCUAUCGAUGCGGCAACCAAGCAGCCAUUAUGGAAAUUGACGAGCAUCUCAAAUACACAUUCUUGCAAUUUGACCCCUGUCCCAGAGCUGGCGAGCCCAUGGUUUCAAGGCGGACACCUGAUUACUUCCUGUAA